AAACUACAACUAAAACUAAGCCACUUGACUUUACAGAUAGCUUGGAAACUAACACAACCAAGGAAGAAAUCUCUAUUCCACCAACAAAGAUAGCUAACGAAAAAGGAAACUCUUCAAACCAAGAUUAUAUCACAGAAAAAAUCAAGGACAACAACUCAAAUUUAGUACAAAAGACAAACACCUCAUCUUCUAAUUCAAAACUUUCUGAUCCAGAAGGUGAAACUGUAACAGCAGAUAUACAGAAAAACAAAAAAAGAAAGAGUAAGAAAGGAACACAUGAGAAUGAUAUAGUAAUAACAGAGGCAACCACCCCUGGACAAGGUUCCUCUUCUCAUUAG
Scutellospora calospora is the source of this 338-nucleotide messenger RNA. The record is from the annotation of a GenBank genome assembly. Lineage: Eukaryota; Fungi; Glomeromycota; Glomeromycetes; Diversisporales; Gigasporaceae.